AUGGUAACCCUCAUAACAGUUCAUCUCAUAAACGAAAGCGACUGGUUGCACGUCCAUCGGGUCACCCUCCGACGCCAUUCCCGGGCAUCGGAUGCGCUUCCUGUUGCGUGGCUCCUUGAGCCUCUGGCGCACGCCCCCGCUGUGUUGCAGGCGACGCUGUUGCUGUGUGCCGUGGCUGCCCGGACGGCGCUGGCGAAACCAGGAUAUCCGCACCACGCCGUCGACUACUACGCUCACCCGCGCUACGCCUUCAACUACGGCGUGCACGACGCAGUGACGGGCGAUGUGAAGAGCCAGAGCGAGCACCGCGACGGCGACGUGGUGAAGGGCCAGUACAGCCUGGUGGAGCCCGACGGCAGCGUGCGCACCGUCGACUACACGGCCGACCCCGUCAACGGCUUCAACGCCGUCGUGCACAAGACGCCCGGCGUGCACGCCACGGCGCACGUGGUGAAGGCGGCCGCGGUGGCGCCCGUUGUCAAGCAGCACAUCGCCUACGAGGCCGCCGCCCCCAUCGCCGCCCCCGUCGCCGCGCCCGUCGCUCUAGCUAAGACCGCCCACGUGCAGUACGCGCCCGCCCCCGCUCACACCGCCUACGCCGACUACGACCUCGCCUACGACGUGGCGCCCGCCGGCUACCUGGAGACGGGCCCCGUGCAGUACCCUGCCUCCGCCGCCGCCCCCGCACACGCGGGCUACGCCUACUACUGA
Messenger RNA from Gryllus bimaculatus (two-spotted cricket), 711 nucleotides. The record is from the annotation of a GenBank genome assembly. Lineage: Eukaryota; Metazoa; Arthropoda; Insecta; Orthoptera; Gryllidae.